AUGGAGCUUUCUCUCCAAUCCAGUUCCCUCCAUUUCCUGAAAACUGGUUCAAUCAAACAAGCCCACAAAGCACCAAUAUUCCUUCCAAACCGGCACAACUCCAUCGUCUCCUGCCGAGCCACCACUCGCAACAAUUUGUACCAAGUGCUCUCACUGUCAUCAGAAAAUGUUGGGCCCGAGGAGAUAAAGAAGGCCUACAGAAAUCUGGCCCGGCAGCACCACCCGGACGUCCGGCCCGCAUCCGGGAAAGAAGAGUCGACCCGCCGGUUCUUGGAGAUCCGGGAGGCUUACGAGACGCUGUCCGACCCGGAUUCCCGUCUGGUUUACGACUACCAGCUCAGCACCACGAACUCGAGUGGGCGGCCGCGGCGGAGCGAGUGCUCGUCGUCGUGGAGGGCGGUGUGGCAAAUGCAGCUCCAUGGGCUCAAAGAGCGGUCCCGGGUCAGGAUGGAGAGGAAGAGUACUUAUAGUUCUUAA
Molecule: messenger RNA, 477 nt
Organism: Linum trigynum
Lineage: Eukaryota; Viridiplantae; Streptophyta; Magnoliopsida; Malpighiales; Linaceae
Source: the annotation of a GenBank genome assembly